Colossoma macropomum (tambaqui) is the source of this 1688-nucleotide messenger RNA. RefSeq lists its product as uncharacterized. Lineage: Eukaryota; Metazoa; Chordata; Actinopteri; Characiformes; Serrasalmidae. The coding region runs from base 33 to 1304 and encodes 423 amino acids. The record is from RefSeq and is a predicted model, not a curated record. The transcript is spliced from 6 exons.
AGAACAGAUGCAGGCCUGUGGAAGACUGGACAAUGACUAGGUGUUUCUCAAUCCUAAGGAAGUCAGGGUGCUUUGUUUGUGUAAACGCCAGUGAAGGUGAAGUUCAGUUCAGGAUGGAGAUCUUCCUCAUCUUCACCCUCUAUCUGAUCUCAGGUCAAGUGGACUGUGUUGAUGUGAUUGGUUACGCAGGAGGAAGCGUCCUCAUCAACUGCCAGUUCGAUCCCUUGAGAUACACCAAUCACACAAAGUAUCUUUGCAAGAUAAACAGAGGAACACAAUGCACUGAAAAGAUUCUUCCAAAGACACAGAACACAAGAGAUCAAGAAGGAAGAUUCUUCUUAAUGGAUGGAAAUGGGCCUGGGCUGUACAGCGUGCUCAUUAAAAACAUAAGUCAGCAGGACGAUGGAACAUACAGGUGUGGGGUGGAAGAGAAAAGAGAUGUGACAAUGAAAGUGAAAGAAGAUCCUUGUUGUGGAAAGACACUCACACAGAAAACUCAUGCAGGAGAGACUGUUACCUUUACCUGUCAGUAUCCACAGGAGUCAAAAUAUCUCUCCAAGCACUUGUGCAAAGUGACCAAUCACAAAAUCCAUGUGGUCAUAUCAGCUCUUGGACAAUCCAGACAGAAAGAGAGGUUUUCUCUUUUUGACCAUCCACAAGAAAACCUCUUCAAUGUGAGCAUCAGUGAUGUGACUGAGGAGGAUGGAGGAGUUUACCUGUGUGGAGUUCAUGGACAAAAGAAAGGAGAUCAGAACACAUACAAUUUAAAUGAAAUACAACUUGAAGUUACAGGAAUUUCUACAUCAUCCUCUGUCAUCAUCAUUGUGUGUGUCUGUGCAGCUUUGCUGCUGAUUGGAGGAUUAUUACUGAUCUACAGACUAAGAUUCAACAAGGCAGGAGGCUCUCCAAACAUGCUAAUGGGUAGAAACAAUACAGCUGAAGGUGAUUAUGAAAAUGAUCGACCUGGAAUCCAGAACAUCAACGGCAUGGGUUCAACCUAUCAGUACCAAAACCCCAACACCAACCAAUCAGAUUCUGCCUACCAGAGUCUAAACCCCAGCACCAACCAAUCAGAUUCUGCCUACGAGUGUCUAAACCCCAACACCAACCAAUCAGAUUCAGCCUACCAGAACCUAAACCCCAACACCAACCAAUCAGAUUCAGCCUACCAGAGUCUAAGGCCAAACGCCACCCAAUCCAAUUCAGUCUACCACAGCCUAAACCCUAACAGCAUCCAAUCAGAUUCAGUCCACCAGAAUCUAAACCCAACAGUAACCAAUCUGAUUCAGCCUGCUAGAGUCUAAACCUCAACACCAACCAAUCAGAUUCAGCCUUGCAGAGUCUAAACCUCAACACCAACCAAUCAGAUACAGCUUACCAGAGCUUACACCCCAACAGCAAUCAGAUUCAGCCUACCAGAGUCUAAACCCAACAGCAAUCAGAUUCAGUUUACCAGAGUCUAAGCAUCAAUGCCAAGCAAUCAAACUGUGUUUACUACAGACUGAACACCAAAGUUCAGUAAAUGUAAACCUGCACCAUAAAACAAGUCAGAUUCAGUCAAUUAGAGGCUUAUUCCCAGUCCCGAUAAGUUAAAUUCGCUACUACUCUAUUAAAUGUCUGCCUCUAGAAUCAAAUGGUCAAAUUUAGCUGAUGUCAAAUGUCCAUGACUAGUUUGUUAAGCCUUCAAU